Molecule: messenger RNA, 1039 nt
Organism: Triticum aestivum (bread wheat)
Lineage: Eukaryota; Viridiplantae; Streptophyta; Magnoliopsida; Poales; Poaceae
Exons: 3
Coding region: 94-471 (125 amino acids)
Source: RefSeq, a predicted model, not a curated record
UCUCUCUUGUCAGCCGAGAAAAUCGAACAAGAGAUCGCGCUGAAUAGAUCAAACAAGAAGAGAUCAAUCGAACAAGAGAGAGAUCGAUCGGCGAUGGUGCGCAGCGAACGGCACGGCCUGGGUGACUACGGGGCGUACCUCUGUGAACUAAACGAACGUGAGGAAGACCGAAGAAACGGGGUGGUGAGGAAGACGGCGCUCGAGUCGGCGCUGGAUUGGGUCGAGCACCACAAGCCCGCCGCCGCCGGGGGCCUGUGCGCGGCGGGCGUCUGGUACAAUUUGUUUUCGAGGCCUGGCAUCAAGCCCGGUCAAGUAAUCCUCCGCGCCUGCAGGAGAUGUGCUCCCUACGCAGCGCUUGCAUUAGCUGGGGCUGGCCUUUCCGCAUAUUACAAGUCGGAAUCAGGGUUAAGAGCUUACCACCAGUACACAAAGCGAUAUGUCUCCUCAGAUGUCAGUUCUCCCAAGAAGUAGCUAGGCCAGAGUGGCCUACACAAAUAUCACAGCUUAUACACAGAUAUUAUCUUUCUGGGGAAAAAAUGGGUUACACAGUCACUACAUCUUCAAAGUUUGAAACAGGUCGAAACUACAUCGUUUUUGCGGGAAUAUGCGUGUAAUUUCUAAUUUUUUUGACAAUUGGAAUAUGAACGUAAUUUGAUGUACUUGGCUAGCUACCUACCCCUUGUAAUUUCUCAACAAUUCAUAUUUACAUAUUUCGAAAAAAACUGGAAUUAUUUGACAACAUCCCUGUGGGGUAUGUUUACAAUUCCAAAAAAAUCAGCUCAAAAAUUGAUGUAAUUUAGAGAUUGAAAAAAGAAAAUUCAACGUGAAUAGUGGCAGCUUUGGGUGAAUAGUACUUUACCAAUAUUUCCAUCCGAUCUUGUCUUUUUUGUUCCUAUUAAUGUAGGUCGAAUUAGGAGCUAAAACUUUUUGAGCUUGUACAUCAAACAUUUAUAUGUGUAUAAUCUUUUUAGAAUGUUUGAACAUUUUUUUUCAGAAAAAUCGAUCUCAUUUAUCACACCUAAUGUGAGAUCUCACACAG